Molecule: messenger RNA, 354 nt
Organism: Giardia duodenalis
Lineage: Eukaryota; Fornicata; Diplomonadida; Hexamitidae
Exons: 1
Coding region: 1-354 (117 amino acids)
Source: RefSeq, a predicted model, not a curated record
AUGGUGACUAACCUUCGCAUUGACUACUUUGCUCGUGGAGAGGAGGUGCCGCUCUUCCCAAAGAUACUACGCAACAGCCUGAUGAUUCACAGCUUCCCCAAUCCAUUACUAACGACUCUGUUUCUUUCAGCAACUAUUCUUCUUUUUGUCUGGACUCUUCUGCGAGCUUGUAUCAUCCCUCGCAAGCCUGCCCUUGGCCCACAUAAUUUUAUGCGCCUCACGGGUGCAUUCAUCUUCAUUGUUGGACUCGCCAAGCAAGCCUCCCUUUUCAUUGCAGACAGGCCAUAUAGUGUCAACGAGGCGCUGCUCAACAUGCUAAUCGGCUUUGCCGGGGCCACGCUCACUCUCCUCUAA